AUGAAGACUUCUCCUCAUUGGUCCGUUCCCUCUUUUACUUCCGAGGGCCCCACCUGGAAGCAAGUUCUCGUGUCAUUCGGGGGUACCCCUCCCGACCUCACGAAGUUCUUCACCGAGUCGGCUGUUCGUGCAGCCAACGGAUAUCUCAGGGAUGGGCGAUCUAUGUUAAAGGUCACCUCCAUUGUCCGCGCCUAUGACAGUUUGUCAUUGGUCACCCCCGCUGUUGCCAGCCCGUCCAACCUGGACAUACUGCGCAACUUCAUCUGCGAAAGCCUCCCAACGGGUACCCCAUUCGAGGUUGUGCUCCCAUCAUCGACGUCUUUUAUAAAGAUACUCGAUGUUCCCUACUUCGAUCCAAAAGGGCUGAAGAUCACCCAGGAGGCGCUUGAAAAGGCCCUCCGUACCUCGGUUCACACUGAGGUCUUUGCCUAUCUGAGCACCAAGCCUCGGAUCGAUCGCAAUUCGGUGCACUCGACUUCGUGCACCAUCUAUUGCAACAUUUGGGACUCCCAGCAGGGAACCCACACCAAGAAGGCCUUAGGCCAACCGAUCUUCCUUGCUGGGUGGUCCUGCGCAAUCAGGCCUGCCGCGCGACACACCAGGGUUCUGCUAUGCCAGCGCUGCUGGAAGUGGGGCCACCCCACCAUUGCCUGCAAGGCGAAACAACUCUCCUGCCCUAUCUGCUCGGGUCCGCACGAGCAGAAAGAGCACCGUCAACAUGCGGGAUGUUGCAAGGGCAACGCGAAAGCAAAGCCUCCUGUGCUGCCCACCCCUCGUGACCAGCCCUGCCCCCACAAGGGCCGCUGUGUCAACUGCCACAAGGACCACACCACCAAUUCAGCGUCGUGCAAGUUCUGGGCCCAUUGCUACAACCAUGAAUGGAUCAUGGCCGAGUAUCAUCAGACUAAUGUUGGGAAACCAUCAGGAUCUAAGUAG
Cyclocybe aegerita is the source of this 936-nucleotide messenger RNA. The record is from the annotation of a GenBank genome assembly. NCBI's taxonomy places the organism in Eukaryota, Fungi, Basidiomycota, Agaricomycetes, Agaricales, Hemipholiotaceae.